ACGUGUGGGAGGGGAACGCCAUUCCAUUUCAUUAUCUUUGCUCGGUUUCCACUGAACACUACUGAGACACUCUUUCUCCACUCGCCACUUGGGGUGUCGGGCUCUUGUAGCCAUUCCAUUUCCCUUCAGCUCUCUCUCUCUCUCUCUCUCUCUCUCUCUCUCGAUCUCUUUCUCUGCGUGUGUGAGUUGGGGAGGGAGCGGCUGGUUUCAUCUGUUCUGUGUUUGCAAUGGCCUGAGAAUAGGGUAUAGGGUUUCUUUUCAAUCAUUGAGGAGAACUAGCGAGAGGAUUCAGCUUAUUGAGCCCCAGUCAGGGCGUUGAUGGAUUACAGAGCGGGUUACAUAGCAAGAGCUGGGAUUAAUUCGAGCUUAUCCAAAGGAAAAGGUCUCAGUACAGUUCAAUCCUUGGAAGGCCCCACUACUAUUGAUUUACCGUUGCUAGAUGAUCCCUCAUGCGGUACAGAGCCGAUAAGGAAAAUCAUGUCAAUUGAGCUUGCAAUGAAGAGGGAGCUAGCAUAUCGAAGGAAAAUGGAGGGGUUGAGUUUGCGGACUCCUGGUAACUCUAGGCAAUUCCCUCUGUGUUCCCAGGAUGCAUCAAAGUAUCCUAGUCUUGUUGGGGUAAAAAGAAAAGAACCAUCCAGCAACCAGCGAUGCUUGCCACCUCAACAACCAAAACCAUCUUACACUCCCCAGCCCCUUCAAAAGAAAGUACUUAGUUUUACCUGCGAGAAAUGCCAAGUUCCCUGCUCAAGUUUAUUCAAUCUUAAUCAGCACUUUAAAGGCAGUAAGCACAAGGCCAAACUUAAAGAGUUGGAGGGGAGUCGGAAGAAUGGUGAAGAGAAUGGUAAGCAACCACUUUGGUGUGAACUUUGUGGCGUGACUUGCACGAACUGGGACUGUUUGCAGCAGCAUCUUACUGGCAAGAAGCAUUUGGCUCACCUCCUAGCAAUUGAGGAUGCAAGGCAAAUGAGAGAAGAAGCUGAAGCU
Macadamia integrifolia is the source of this 984-nucleotide messenger RNA. RefSeq lists its product as uncharacterized. NCBI's taxonomy places the organism in Eukaryota, Viridiplantae, Streptophyta, Magnoliopsida, Proteales, Proteaceae. Gene Ontology annotation, molecular function: zinc ion binding; nucleic acid binding. The record is from RefSeq and is a predicted model, not a curated record.